AUGCCGAUUCGGCUGAUCAAUACCGCCACCUUAAGUCUCAAAGAGUUUAUGGGAGAAAUACCUGACUAUGCAAUUCUUUCUCAUACUUGGGUGACGGAUGAAGAAGUGACUUUUCAGGAAAUAGAUGGCAUCUCUCGCGAUCCUGAUCAUUCGGCUACAAAGAAAUCGGGAUAUCAUAAGAUACGAGCGACGUGCGAAACAUGCCGUGGCCAUGGAUUCCAAUACGUCUGGAUUGACACUUGUUGCAUCGACAAGUCAAGCAGUGCUGAGCUAAAUGAGGCCAUUAACUCCAUGUUCAAGUGGUAUGAGAAUGCAAAAACAUGCUACGUUUAUCUGGCAGACCUCACAGCUAAACCUAGCUACACCGAGUCGCUGAAGCAUUGCCGAUGGUUGACUCGUGGUUGGUGCCUCCAAGAGCUACUUGCACCCCGGGAUGUGAGAUUCUAUGGCGCGAAUUGGGAUUUUAUCGGCACAAAGAUCGAGCUGCAGGAAACGCUCUCAGAUUUGACGGGCAUUGAUGAUGAUGUCCUCAAUGGGAAUACACCCUUACAUGCCAUUCCGGUGGCAAGGCGGAUGUCCUGGGCAGCGAGAAGGAACACAACGAGAAUGGAAGAUACUGCAUACUGUCUGCUUGGCAUAUUCGACAUCAACAUGCCCAUGCUCUAUGGAGAAGGUGAAAAAGCAUUUCUGCGACUUCAGGAAGAAAUCAUCCGGCGUUCCAAUGAUCUGUCGAUCUUCUGCCAUUCAGAACUACUAGCCGGACCUCUUCCGGAGAGAGAGGAAGAAGAAGAGGACGCAUCAUGGCACUCCCAGUAUCAAGAUCUUUUUGCACAGUCGCCGGCAGAUUUUGGUCUCUGCGGAAAUGUUGUCGCCAAGAUGUCCCCGUCGUUGUCUCUCGAUGUCUUUGAGCUGACAAAUGUCGGGCUUCAUUUCAAAGACGUGAGCCUCCACCUAUACAAGGAGCUCGAUGAGCGGCCAGAUGGUACUGAAGUCGGGUACCAAGUCUUUGGAUUAUACGGGAUCCAGCUGAAGUGUUCUUCCUGGCCUCGUCGGACACAGUGCUGCAUGUACCUGCGCAAGGUCGGACCAGGACUCUACGUGAGGGUCCGAGUCAAUACUGAUUUCUUUUGGCAACUCAGUGAUACUUCGAAUGAAGAGAUAUACAUUCUCCCGAAAAUCACCACUGAGAUUCGACCGAGACUAGACAGGUCUCACGAUAAUGCUAUUCAAUUCAGACUGGAAGGUGCGCUUAAAUGGUGCAUCCUUGGGGACCCAGUUCCACAUGACCGAUGGGAUGCUCCCACUUCCCAGUUUUUGAAUUUUGCAUCAUCGUCGUUUCGCGGGUAUGUUGGGGUUCGGGUCGGUUCUAAUCCAUUCUUUUCCGAAGUGGAAAGGAUAAACAUUUACGUGGUUUGUGGGCAACGACCCCAUCCUUUCGGUGUUUGGGUUCACCUGGUUAGCGAAGAGCAUUUGCAAGAGAGCAUCAGGGGAUUUGGCAACGUGCUUUUGGCUCUUCCGAGUUUGAUUGCUCCUCUUAAGCGCUUUCCGUCUGAUCUGGCCAGCCUUCAGGUCAGCGACAAGAGAUUUUAUGCACAAGUGCGACACCUCCCUUCUAGAUCGCCGCGAUUCAUUGUCACCCUUACUUGUGAGUAUGGGACCGGCGAAAAUUCUCCGUCUGACUCAGAAAUGGGCGAGGGGUAA
This is a messenger RNA of Pochonia chlamydosporia 170, 1701 nucleotides long. RefSeq names its product HET domain-containing protein. NCBI's taxonomy places the organism in Eukaryota, Fungi, Ascomycota, Sordariomycetes, Hypocreales, Clavicipitaceae. Bases 1 to 1701 code for a protein of 566 amino acids. The record is from RefSeq and is a predicted model, not a curated record. The transcript has 2 exons.